Drosophila miranda is the source of this 669-nucleotide messenger RNA. RefSeq lists its product as uncharacterized. The transcript has 2 exons. Lineage: Eukaryota; Metazoa; Arthropoda; Insecta; Diptera; Drosophilidae. The record is from RefSeq and is a predicted model, not a curated record. Bases 191 to 571 code for a protein of 126 amino acids.
GCAAACUGAUCUUAAUCGUCAUGUUGGCAUGCAAUUUGUGUGCCAAGUUCAGCAAGAAAACAAAGUGUCAACGCCACCGAAAAGAUCGAACCCCGAUGGGCUUUCAGCCAAGACCAAGAACUUCCGUCCCGAGGUGGCUAUAAAAAGUGCUGUCUGCGGCCAAUAGACCAAGUCCCAGGCCCACAGCAAAAUGCCAGUGAUUUUAUUCAAUUUGCCCAUUCUGGCGAUGGUGGUGGCAGUCGUCGUUACACUGACAGCGGGCCAUGCCGUGGAACAGGAGCUGCCAUCGACACUCGACGGCCACGGCUAUGGACCGGCUAUACACAUAAGCUCCGGAGUCCUGCAGCUGACCGCCGAUACGGAGGCACAGACUCUUCUGCUUGUGCCCAGCAGUGUUUACUCCCAGCCGUGGCCCCACUUCUACGUGGAUGGUCUGUCCUCACACCUGCCGCACUCUGCGCUGCCCCAGCCCCAGCCCCAUCUCCCAGCUCAUGAGCCCCGAAUCGUGAUCAGCGACAAUGUGGACUUUUCCCAGCUCAAACAUCCACUCGUGAAGGCCCAUGGACGCUAGACGCAAGACCCACAAAUCCACUGGUGUUCACAUCAUAGAGCUUCUCAGCUUCUCCAGUUACCCAAAAACGACGAAUAUAUAUAGGUAUUCUUUUAAAC